Molecule: messenger RNA, 683 nt
Organism: Salvia splendens (bonfire salvia)
Lineage: Eukaryota; Viridiplantae; Streptophyta; Magnoliopsida; Lamiales; Lamiaceae
Product: CST complex subunit STN1
Exons: 2
Coding region: 87-554 (155 amino acids)
Molecular function (GO): nucleic acid binding
Source: RefSeq, a predicted model, not a curated record
AUUUAUACACCGUUUAAAUAAGUUGAAAUUCCCGCGCAACCAUUAAAACGUGAACCUCUUCGGCUGAGUUGAGUUUGGAUUGCGCCAUGGAUCUGUACAACACUCACGUGAAGCUUCUCGCCUUUGAUUUUCUCUCUCUUACCCCCACCCGAGCAGAUCCCUCCUGCUUCCAGCGCAAAGGGCUGCGCCUAUCCCGCGCCGAGUCGAUCGGAGUGGUGGUGACUCGGCAGCUCAAGCCCGGCAAAUUCCUCCGCUUCACCAUCGAUGACGGCACCGGCUGCAUCCCCUGUGUCCUCUGGCUCAACCACCUCACCUCCUCUUACUUCUCCCGGCGGAGCCCAUCAUCUGUUCGAUCAAUUGCCCGAACGGCGCUCCACUUCGCCUCCGAGAUCAAGCUCGGCGUCGUCGCCAGGGUGCGCGGCAGGAUCACCGCCUACCGAGGAACCGUCCAGAUCACGGUUUCCGAUGCCGUGUUGGAGACCGAUCCGAAUGCGCAGGUUUUGCAUUGGCUGGACUGUGUCAGUCAGAAUGUUACGCAAUCGACACAGCCUUGAACUGUUCGUCGCAUACUGCUUCUGAUCCAUAUGUGAGUAUUACAUGUUCCUUUGUACUGAAAUUUUCACCUCUUGUAGAUUUGUAUCCUCCAUUUUGAUGUUUAUUAAUUGUGGUCGAUUGUAGAUAAA